Molecule: messenger RNA, 1713 nt
Organism: Fusarium verticillioides 7600
Lineage: Eukaryota; Fungi; Ascomycota; Sordariomycetes; Hypocreales; Nectriaceae
Exons: 2
Coding region: 171-920 (249 amino acids)
Source: RefSeq, a predicted model, not a curated record
GGAAAGCGCAAGGUUAUGAAGCGGGCUUUUGACCGAAAAACAACACAGCCUGUCCACUGAUUGUCACCGUAUUACUCGUAAUGCACCUUGAACGCCGAACCAAGCCCAUUUAAAGAAUGCUCCCCGCCUCUCUCGAUGUUUGAGGAGUGGUGUCGCCAGAACUCGCAACCAUGGCGCCUACGUACAAGACACCAUUCGCACUGAUCCUCGCAGAGCUGGCCAUUUCGACCACGUCAGUGACUCUCUUUGGUGUCAUGUACCCAGUGGAAUUCAGAUCACGGCUAUGGGAGAACGGUGGCGAACAAGGAUGGAACUCCAACCCUAACAAGCGGAUCUACUAUUACGCCAACCAUCAGGAGCCACCUGAAGUGCCUCUGAUUUGGAGUCAAAGACUCUACACCUCGAACCUCGCCAUCGCCAUUCUUGGGUUGGUCGUCUUCUUCGCUCGCACCGCCAUGUCACAUCUUCGAUACCUCCCCCGCUACGUGAAUAACAUCUACGAUGCGAUUCUUCUCGCGCUCUGGGCAGUGAGCAUUGCGGGCCAAACGUCGAGCGACUUUACCGAUCCUGAACACCCAAGCCCACAUCCUUGGUACCUAACCAGAGGGUGUUCUGCGGCUUGGGACCGCAAUCAAGGGUAUUGCCAAAUCGCACAGGCAAGCUUUGCCAUGUCAGUCAUAGCUGCGAUGCUGUAUGGUGCGAGGUUGAUACGAGAGGCUAUGUUGAUAGCAUAUGAAAGAGGACAGCGUCACCAGUCAAGGUGGCCUGCCCAGGAUAUUCAAGAGGUGGAAUCAAUGGCGGGUGUAUAUAUGGAUGAAGGAGGGGAAUCCGAGGCUGAGUUUACAACAGAAGAGGACUGGCAGAGUAUGGCUUUGAGUCCGGUUCUAGCAUUCUUCCCAUCGUCAGGCAAUCGUUGGUAGAGAUAGAUCUGCUGGCCCAGUUGGAAACAGACCACCAGCUGAUGUCUGGGAUAGCACCUUCACAAUACAAGCAUAAUAUAUCAACGUCAAGACUUCAGGCUGCAAUUUGUGAUCGUCAUUUAGUUCUGAGACUUGCACUUUAGUGCCGACAAGAAGUAAUGAGUGGAUCCAUCGUUGGCCACCAUCCGAGUCCCCAUUCCCCGUGUCUCAUCCAUCAGGGUUCCCGUCGAAGGCGUUGAAGAAUAGUUUAUUUGUGCUUGAUUGGUAUACGUUAGUCCUCGGGCCGUUGAGACAUGCACCAGACCAGGGAGAACUUACAGGACAGCCGGCGCAGGUGCAGCUAGAGCCGCAGCCGCAAGAGCCAGAAGAAGCGCAUCCACAGCCAGACAUGAUGAUUGUUGUUUUGGAGGUUGGUGUUGAAGAUGUGUGUGUUUGUGAGUUUGUGAUGUAAAGUUGAGAUGUGGAGAGUUGAUCGAGGAGAAGGAAAAUAGCGGGCGGAUAAGAGGGGAGGUUCUUUUAAAAGACGGCAGAGGGAGAAGGGCAGGCUGAUUCACUGACAGUCAGUCAGAGUCACGGUGGGUCAAAAUCAGUGGUUCGCGCAGUUUCACACCAACCUGAGUUUCCCUUUGACCGCCUGAAACGGCUCCCCAAUGGCUCGAUUUCCCAAGCUUGGCCGUUCUCAUCGGCAGAUCUUCCCAACUGAGUGUAACUAAGGUACUUGGUGCACCUCGCUAGGAGGCGUCGAAUGACGUGGGGAGUCAGGAUCAUGGCACUUGAUGAUUGGUGCAGUCUA